Penicillium arizonense is the source of this 774-nucleotide messenger RNA. RefSeq lists its product as uncharacterized. Bases 1 to 774 code for a protein of 257 amino acids. The transcript is spliced from 8 exons. NCBI's taxonomy places the organism in Eukaryota, Fungi, Ascomycota, Eurotiomycetes, Eurotiales, Aspergillaceae. The record is from RefSeq and is a predicted model, not a curated record.
AUGAGUACGAGAGAGACUGGCUGGGCUGCGCAAAUGUUGCGUAGCCCCAGGCAAAUGCACCCAGCUCGAGCUCGAGAGGAAGAAAUAUCGCGAAAUGGAGCCGAAGAAGCCGAAGGUUACUUUGCGGAAUUGUCCCUUGAGGUAAUGCAGGCCCGGGCCUAUCUCUCCCUGGACUCUCGUUUGUUUUUGCGACAAAAGCGGGCCCUGGAUAUGAGUUUGCUGCGCAUGUCCCGCAGGCUCGAGCAGAGCACAAUUGAAGCAAGCUGUGUCGCUGCCGCUAGGUCUGAUCAACCUAUCGUGUCUGAUGCCGCCAUGGACCGCGGUGGAAAUCAACAAAAUGCCUCGGGUGACGACCCAAGGUACCCAGAAUUCGACGUCGGAGAUACCUUCGACAUUGGUGAUGAGCCAAAAAUGAGCAACCUUACAAAUGGAGGCCAUCUCCCCCCUGCUCCUCCACCUCUGCCUCCCCCUCCCCCUCCCUCUGCGCAUCCUGCCACUCUUGCUGCAGUGCAUGGUUUCGCCCCAGCGGUUGCUGCGGAGGGGAUUCCGCGCAACCCAGACCUAGCCGAGCUGUGUACCCGUGUCCUCCAGGCACAGGUCGACUCAUGCCGGGCCGAGGCCGAUGCCGCGCAAGCUGAAGCAAAUGCAGCCCAAGCCCGGGCUGACCUGGCCUUCCUCGAGGCUGAACUUGCCGUGGCUUUGCCUUCAGCGCCUUUCGGGGACGUCGACGAGUCCACUCACGCAGUGGACCUUACUCCGGACCACAACCUGUGA